Asterias rubens (European starfish) is the source of this 7360-nucleotide messenger RNA. RefSeq lists its product as uncharacterized. The coding region runs from base 16 to 1752 and encodes 578 amino acids. The transcript is spliced from 2 exons. NCBI's taxonomy places the organism in Eukaryota, Metazoa, Echinodermata, Asteroidea, Forcipulatida, Asteriidae. The record is from RefSeq and is a predicted model, not a curated record.
AUUGAUGUAGGUCCGAUGUUCUGGAAAGUCCCCGCGCCCAGGAACGUGACCUGGGUGACCCGAGCAACAAGCCAAUGGGAUCACUCGUUGUAUGUCACCCCUUCCCAUCAUUCAUUCAUGAUGGCGACCGAAAAUGAGCUCCCCGGUCAAGGCAUUCCAAGAAUAGUAUUUCCAAUCAGGGGAUUCUCAUCUUCAGGAUCAACUACUAUGGCUAAUAUGGCUACUACGGCAAACAUGUCAGGUGGCCAGCUACACCAGUCAAAUGCGUCCAUCGCACAACCAGUUCCGUCUUACUCUGGCCCGGUUAGCUCUCCUGGGCCAUACGGUGACCACCAUGCUGUACCCGUCAUGUCAUCCCCGCACCCCAGAACAGCACCACUGGGACCAUUUACAGCCACUGUUAUGUCUCAGACACAUCCUUAUACAUGUAUAUCUGGGAUGUAUGGCAAUCCUCUUCAGCCCAACGUAUCUCCAUUUCAACAUCCUGAUAUACCAUCACCGUCUAUGAAGCCUGCAACGAGUUCGUCUCAGCAAAUUGUAACUCUGUCCCAGGCAAACACAACUCCCACUCAGCAACUGCCAGUGACCAGUUCGAUGCUGCCUAUAAACACAUCCUUGCCAGUUAACAAUUCCCAUCAGUGCUCCAACACCAAUACUGUUAGCAGUACCCGUGGAGGUUCUAGCAGUCAUGAAGGUACAGGUGGCAACCACGCCAUUACUACGUGUAGUACACUACCUGCUGGUGAUGCUAGCCCAAGUACCAGCACCCCUUCUGUGACCAACAGCUUACCAUUUUCUAUUGCUCAGGCUGUUUCAAGCGCCUCAUCAGUUCCCAGUUCACCAUCCGGGAAAUCAAAAUCAAAAUCUACUCUGCCUUCUUCCUCAUUGCCAUCCUUAGAUGAGUUCACUGUGUCGAAACCCAUUAAUGAAAGACAAAAUUUCACAAACGAUGUUGCCAGACGGCUCUUUGAAGACGAGUUUAAAAAGUUCAGUGGUAUUACUGAGUUCAAGGCUUAUGUCACAGAACAGCAGAGGUGGCGCUGGGAAACUCACAACAACGUGACAACACUCGAAACACGCGUAAAGAAUUUGAUGUUCAAUCCCAACAGUGGUGUGGCCCAAAACGUCACCAGGUACAAGACAAUUCCAUCGAAUGCAAAGAGUGAAGAUGUAAAAAGGUGUGAGGCGACAGUAAAAGCCAUGGAUGCAAUGGCCAACCGAGUUGGAGCAUCAAGAACAGAGCUCUUGCACAGAAAGGGAAAUCUUCUGUCCAGGAACAUGAAUGUGGAACCAAUUCACAAUGAGUUCAAAUUUCUUGAGCAGUGCUUUUCUCGAGUUGACUAUAUGUACACAGAUCUUGUCACUGCAAGGGCCUGCAUGAACCAGACUCUAGCUCAUCUGAGACAGAACUUUACUCAAGAGUCGGCUGCGGCGGCCGAAGUUCGGAGGCUGAAGCGUCGCCGAAAGGAAAACCUACGCAAGAAACGGAAAAGAAAGGAACAGACUCUGGAGAAGAGAGCCUGUGAGAUACUCCUGAAGAUCACUCAGACAGGGGUCCUGGAGAGGGUAUGGAGUAAUCCUGAAGGUCAAAGGGUAUCUGCCAAUGAACUCUUACACAACCAACUGGAUGCACUUAAAUCGGUCAACGAUGUAGAGGCUCUCAAGUUGAUUAUUUCUAGGGGUUACCUGGACCCUACGGCUGUGGAAGUUGUGUCUCGGAAAAUGAUCCUCCUCCAGAAUGGUGUCAAAUAACCACUGACCCAUUGGGUGAGAGUGAUCAACAAAUUUCUUAACUAGAAACAAAAAUGAAUCUCUGCCUCUGUGUGGCACUAAAAAAACUCUUGUGUAUUUUGUAAAUUGAAAGUCUGUAUACUCCACUCAGUUGAAUGCAUAGCUGUAUACACUUUAGAUGAGUUUGGUAAAUGAGUUAGUUGCUUUAUAUUUAACUUUAAAUGUUUGUAUUACUUAAAUAAAUAGUAUCCAGUCAGAUUGUUAUUCUGUAGUUUUUUUUUUUUAAAGUAUUAAAUUAAUGAAAAGGAGGCCUGGAAAUAUGGCUUCUUUGUUUCAAGGGGCGAGGUAAACAAAAUUGAAUUUCCAUUAGACAAUUUUAAUGUCUAUGGAGAGAUUUCAAAGAUUCACCAAGGUCAAUACAUUGAAGACAAUUGUCUCAAUAAAAGUGGCGUUUAUUUUAAAGUGUUAUACGGUUACAAUUAUUGUUAACAUUAUUUGAAGCUACACUGUUGGGUUUAAAGAACGUAACCGAUUCCACUCUCAUAAGCUACACAGUUAGUUUGGUUGUCUAAAGCCAGUUGAUAGGAUCAGUGUCAAUGAUAGUUGAUCAAGUCUGCAUAGCUUUGUGGGUAUGGACGAUCUUAUGUGAGGUAGUGAGUUUGAGGAGCACAGCUCUUGGCAUUGAUCUAACGGCUAGUAAUCUUUAGGAAUAGGAAGUUUCGUCCAAGCCAGAGCGUAGACUGUUACGACUCUGCCAGGCUUUUCAAUACAUGUAAAUCGAAGCAUGAUAGGCCUUGAAUUCACAGUAGUUUCCCUCUUGAAAGGGACACUUUUAUCAGGAAAAUGUCAUUUUUAUUGGAAUUUGGCAAAGGAAGCUACAGCUAAAGCCCAGGGCACUACGGCAAUUGCUGUGGGUGCCAUGGGCUACUUUGAGGUCUACAUGUACCAUGGUAAGUUUAUCAUGUAAUGUGAAAGCUUGUGGCAAAACAUCCACUCUUGAUGACGAAUUUUGAGCGUGAUCAAAAUUUAUUUCUGCCACUUUCAAUGAAAAGGAAAGCUUGGGUUUCGCCAUGGCGAGUUUGUAAUUUGUAAGGCCUAUCGCAUCAAGAUGAAAAAAAUAGGAGGAAAAGAUUGUGUUAUGAAUUCUUCGUUUUACUCUUGCCAUGUCUGAGAUUUUAAUUAAGGUCAGUUUACAUUUUUUUUACAACUUUUGUGAAGGAAAGUAUCCAAACUGUGGUAGUAUUGAGAGAUAUGUACUGAUGGGAAUUGACUGUUAAUAACACAUUAAAAGAUGAUGUAAGUUUGUUUGUAUUCAUUAUGAAGUGGAAAAGACCACUCAAGUGGUAGGUUGUCAAGUUUUACAAAGUUUUCCAAAAGUUUGAAGGUUCUAAGCCAAAGUUGACCAUGGAUUGAAGCAAAUCUUUCAUCAAAGAAAAAUUGAGGACAAGUGUGUCAUCAAUGGUCUGUUAUUUGGCUUGCACCUAGAAUUCCACCACUAUUUACAUUUAUGAUAAAAUAAAAAUUAACUUAAAUUUUAUUGCAAACUUUGAAUUUUAUUUUGUGUGCAGAAGGAAUUGUAAAAUUAAAAAAAAAUUGGGAGAAAGAUUUCCUUAUACAUGUAUAAUCAAGCAUCGAUGAAUUGAAAAAGGACCAAGUGCCCGAGAGGUCAAAAUUAUUGUUUCUCCAGGACUGGGCAUCAACUAUAAUUUUAAAAAGUGAUGCAUUCCUUUACUUCAUUCAACAAAUUAGUUAGUCAAAAUGUGCCUCCUUAUACUGGAUGCACAUUGUAAACAAUUAUUAUUUUAAGAUAAUUAUUUAUCAAGCUACAUGUAGCUCUAGAGAGGGUCAAAGGUCAGAUUUUAGUUGACGAAUUGUGUAGGGAAAGUGUGACGUGAUAAUGCCUUUAACCCAAACUCCUAAGCUAGAGACCCUCCCCAACUGUACCCCCCAAAAAACAGCAAAACUUUAGGGGGAAAUGUGAACCCUACUGAUGCAGUGUUUGUGUCACACUUGGAUAACAUCAACACUAGGUACAUGUACGCUUAGCCUACUCCCAAGCAAGGGUUACUUCCCAAGCAAGGGUUACUUCCCAAGCAAGGGUUACUUCCCAAGCAAGGGUUACUUCCCAAGCAAGGGUUACUUCCCAAGCAAGGGACAAUUCCCAAGCAAGAGUCGCUUUGUCCUGGAAAAUGGUCAUUUGCCAGGGUAAGCAAUUCAAGUGUGAACAGGUAAACCAUAUUUACCUCCAACUUUCCUUGGGAAAUUUGUCUAGUUUAAGAAACCACCAAAUUGUUUUGACUUGAAUAAGAUUAGUACACUGGUGGUUACAAUUAUAAUGGACUGUAUUGUGGGUACUGCAGUGCACUAUCUUACAAAGUCGCAUGACUUUUCAGAUAGGAUUUUGGAGUUUAUGGGACCAUUAGGGUUAAGGUGAUGUAAUGUAAGUAUGUAUGAAAAGUGUUAUAAUUUUUUUAGUUAGACGUUUGUAGCUUGAAAUGAAGUGUAAAACACAGUAAUGUAAAUAAUUUAAAUAUUGAGCACUAUGUCAGUUUUAGGGUAUUUGAUUUGGCUUUAUAUAAACACCAUUUCCUAAGGAUUUUAACAUGUUGAAAUAUUAGAUGAUAAUGUUAUAAGUGUUGUCAUUAAUGCCGUAUUUUGUAUUUUAUUUCUUGACAAAAUAGACAACUUAAGGUUGUGCUUUGAAUAAGCUAUAUUGUAUUCCGUCUUUUGAAUUUUCUCUAUCACUGCUGUCCUUAUCCACAAAUUGGGAAAUUUACAUGAUAAAAAAUGCAUCAUAAAUUGAAAACCUAUCAAGUAAUAAACUUCGAGGGAAAUUGACAGGGUAAAUUAAAAAUAUUUUUGGGGGUUGAUCAAAUGUGGAUACAAGUUUACUAGAGCGGGAUUUGAGCCAUCGACCUCGGGGUAACAUGCCAGCGCUCUAUCAACUGAGCUAUCAAUCUAGCCCCAUGUUGGUAGUCUCCCUAUCUUUUUGGGGGGGGUGCCAGUGAGAAAGUACACAACUGUUAAAGGGGUCACACCCAAGUUUCUGGGAAGCAGCAGCCAGGUGAUCACCUUAUGGGGAUGCAACUCCGAAAACUUGAUAGAAGAUAGUAAUCUGCUCAAGACUGUAUCAAAUUUGAAGUAGUGAUGGCAGAUGCACCAUAUACGAUUAAUAUUAAAGAACGUCCAAUAAUAAAUUCUCACAGAGUGUUUGAUAGAGUCGUGCUCCUAAACAUACAAUUAUAUUAAUAGUAUUAAUAAUUAAAAUAAUAAUCUGAAACAAGGACCCAUUUCACGGAUUUUUGUAACAGUUUUCCCAAUUUAGUUUGUCCACUUGUUUUUUUAAAUAUAUUUAUUUUGUCACAAACUAGUUACUAAUCAGGAGACAAGCUCUGGCAAAACAUUUGAUUGAAACUGCUACAUAAAGAUUGUAUAACUUUUUUUUUAAUUGUUUGGCCGUUUUAUAUUCCCUUUGAUACAUUUUUCCCACCUGAAGGUUGCUGUGCAGUGCACAGGUUUUAAUUUUGAGUUGAUUAUGAUAAAAACUAAUGGUGCUACAGAUGGCCUCAAUUUCAAGAGCUUGUUUUAAUUCUAGCCCCCCUGUAGUGGUAUUUCGUUCAAUGUAGUUUUAUUCUAUUGUCCGUAGCAUGCGUGUUGUAUUGUACAAUCAUGAACAAAUUUUGUACAGAUUUUCACAAGAUAAUAUUGGUGUUUCAGGAAUACGUCUCUUUUUUUUCUGCAGUCGAGUCGAGUUUUAUCGGAUAGAAAAUUAUAUUUCGAAGUUUUUAUCUUUGUGGCCAUUCUAACUUUGUGGGGAAAAAAAAAUAUAGCUUUUGCAAACUCCUUACCAACCAAAAUGACACGUGCAUAUACAUGCAACAUGGAACAUUUUUGAAUGGCCUGAGGUAAUGACCAUAGAGGCGUCUUUCUCAGAGGCUGUGUUGGAAAGACUCUGUUAGGGUGGAAACAGCAGCCCAAUUUUGCACUCGCCUAUUUUGAUAAAAAUUCUGUCGUAUGUGGACUUGCAUGGGCAAACCAUUGAAACUCAAAUUAUGGAAACACAAUGAGUGUAUUGUCACAGAAAAAUUAUCACGAGGUGAAAUUUGGACUGAGGUGAAUCUUGAAGCACAAUGAGCAUCUCUGAGUAACAAAUACAUGUAUUACCAAGUGAUUAUAUUGUGCAACAAUGCCAUCAAAAUGCAUUCCAUACUUUGUUUUAUAUACCUCACACAGAUCCUUGUCAUUUAAAUUUGUUCACAAUAAACACAAAAUGGGCACAGAAACUUUUCCACCCCACACUCAGAAAAUUCUUUUGAAAAAUCCCCUAUACAAACAAUGUGGACAACUCUUUAAAAUAAAAAAUUUUAAAAAACAUUGCCUACCGUGAAGCAACUUUUCCUUUUGGACAAAUGGAUGGGAGUGAUUUUAUUUCUUGGAAUGACACUGAAUCAAUCAAUCAAUAAUUAUACAUAUUGGAUGGCGCCUGUCCAUUAUUAAUUGUUUGAGUCUCGAGGCAGUAAAAGUCCUUGGGCAAUAAUGGUCGAGACGUGUUCCACCACUAAAUGGCAGGGAUCUCUGUAUGUGGUUUUAAAACAGUUAAUUUAAAAACAAAAGUUUCAAUCAACUGGAUGUCAAUAUAAUCUCUACCAGUACGAGCUUGAAAAGUAGGGACGAACUGGUACAAACUUUUCCCCGAGGCUAAUUGUAAACAAUGAAGAUAUCAUUUGCAACUAAGUUGUACAUAUUUUAUGAUUUAGAUCUGUUUAUGUGAUUUGCCUGUCAACUGGGUUGACACUGAUUGAAAUCCUUGAGUUGUGAGGAAAUUUUCUUAAAAAGCUCGAGUUUUAAUGCGGCAAAUUGAACAUUUGUUCCCCACCAGUGUCUUAUUUUCAGAGUUUGUGUCAAAGAUGAAUGUAAUUACCACAUUUAAUAGGGGUUCUUAGGUGCGGUGAAACACUUGCGCAUAUUUGAAUAAUAAAGUGCACGAAUUUGUUUCCUUCAGAUGUAAAAGUAUCUUAAAGCGGAUACCUAAAGUUCCCUAAACUAUUUGAAGAAGUGAGAGACUUGCAUAAUGCAUUACCAACUAACCAAGUCUUAAAAAGACACUUCAAAUUCUCUGAAUUUCUACAUUAAAAAUAGGGGAAAAGGAGAAGGAAAAAACCUGGUGGAUACCUCUUUGGGUAAGAAAAUAAUUUUUUUUUUUUUUAACAUAAUUCCCAAAGAAUUUGCCACUGUUCCCUUAAAAGAGCCUUGCCUUUAAUCCAACACACGUUAGUGUUUUUGUCUCGGCAAAAAAACCCAGAAGUACACCAAACUUAGUGCUCGCUCGAUUUGGUUAAAAAUAAAUCUCACAAGUUUAGUUGAUGGAUAUCUGGAAUGUCUUGUGCAAGCCUUUGUUGUGAAUAAUAUAUUAUUUUUUACAAACACAUUGUACAGUGUAUUCGUCUAUUUGAAGUCUAAUCAUGUUCUUAUAGAUUUCUUCUGUACAAGCCUUAGUUGAAGAGUAUGUAAUUAUUUUCUCUCCUUUUUCUUCUUCUUUGUUUUCCAAAUGCAAGAGGUUCAAUAGAAUGUGUUUAAACGAUUAAAUGUGGUUCCUACGCAGCCUUGGAACAACUCAAUGAGAACCAAA